Messenger RNA from Aricia agestis (brown argus), 1394 nucleotides. Its product is annotated as zinc finger protein OZF-like. Gene Ontology annotation, cellular component: nucleus. The transcript has 6 exons. The record is from RefSeq and is a predicted model, not a curated record. NCBI's taxonomy places the organism in Eukaryota, Metazoa, Arthropoda, Insecta, Lepidoptera, Lycaenidae. Bases 43 to 1290 code for a protein of 415 amino acids. Gene Ontology annotation, molecular function: zinc ion binding.
UGUGCAAUUUUAUGACUAUUUAUAUAUUAAAACUUAAAAGUAAUGUCUAAUAAGGCAAAAUUAUGCAGAACUUGCCUAACAUCAAUUGAGUCUGUACAAUAUUGCUUGUUUGACAAUGUUUCUCCAGAUAUGUAUUGGUUUUGUACGUCCAUUCAGGUAAAACCAGAGGACACAAUCUCAAAAGCUGUGUGCAAGACUUGUUUUGAAAAACUUACAACUUUUUAUGAAUUUAAAAAUGCGUGCAUACAAUCGUAUAAGACGUUAGUAGGCUAUGAGGAAAACGUUAAUAAUCUGUUAACUAAUGAUACUAAUCCUAAGAAAGCACUUUCUAAUACAGUAAAGGAAGAGAGUUUUGGAGAUUCAGUUUACAAUGAUGUUAAGCCACAUUUCAACGACUCUGAAGACAGUGAAGACAAUAGCAACUCUGUGUUUGCUGAACCUCUCGAAGAAAAUGAAAACAUCACUCAUAAAAGAGUGAAAAUCAAAGAGGACAAAACAGAAGCAUUAACAUGUAACAUUUGCAAUCGUCAUUUUUUAAACCAAAAGAGACUGAGCGCACAUAAAUUGGUACAUAAAAACAAAAAGGUACAAAAAACCCUACACUGUGUACCUUGCAACAAGAAGUUUCUAACCCGUUGCGGGCUACAACGUCACAAUGCAAAUUGGCACCAGCGUUCGCGUCUAUCCGCAGCGGCGUGCGGCGCGUGCGGCAAAGUCGUGCGGAGCGUCGACACUUUGCGUGCACACGUCAAGUUGCAUGCGCACAGACAGCCGCACAUAUGUAGCAUAUGCGGGAAAGCGUACUCGUCGAGUUUUGGAUUGAAGAUACACCUCGAAAUCCACCAAGAGAACAGAGAACGGCAAUGCACCUGUGAAUAUUGUGGCAAGAAGUUCUUCACUAAGAAGACUUUGAGUGGCCACGUCUCUCGCUGCCACACUGGCAAACGGUACAUCUGCCAAAUAUGCAACUUUCCCUUCACAGACAAGCACAAUCUAGCCAAACAUAUACAACUGCACGAAGGCAAAAGAUUGUAUAAAUGUAAAGUGUGCGAGAAAUCUUUCACAACAAACUUCGGAUUUGAAGAACAUCAAAGAAUACAUUCAGGUGAAAGACCAUUCAGUUGUACUUAUUGUCCAAAGAGUUUUUUGUCUAAAAAGAGGCUGAAUGAACACAACCGUAUACAUACAGGUGAGAAACCGUAUAAGUGUAGUGUAUGUGCACGAGGCUUUACACAGAAGGGCACCAUGAAGAGGCAUAUGAAGAUACAUGAUAAGAUUCCUGUGAUAUAAUGUAUAAUUAAGACUUUAAAGGCCAUAUUCAGAGACAUUAACCUAUCAAGUACCAACUCCCAAGCGGUCGAUUUCGACCGCGAUAACAAUAGAUUUCCAAGAAU